Messenger RNA from Durusdinium trenchii, 942 nucleotides. Lineage: Eukaryota; Dinophyceae; Suessiales; Symbiodiniaceae. The record is from the annotation of a GenBank genome assembly.
AUGAACUCACAUUUUUGCAGAUCCUAUGCCACGUACAACUUUCACUUUCACCACACAGAAGGGCACUUUUUGGAUCAGUCCUCGCAAAGGUACACUGACUUUCCAACAGGAAGCCCUCCGGUGCUCACACUGAAGGAAGUGCCUUUGCUCACGGAGGUUCGAGCUUUUCACCCGAUCAUCUUCGCCCGCAAGUUCGACGCAUCCAAUCACUCCAGCAUUCGUCUGGAAGAACUUUCACCUCUUCGAAAGGCCAUCAAUCGCUGGGCUCCUGCAACAGGAAGCUUCAGCAAGAUCCUGGAUGCAGUCAGCCAUGGAGACCUCAGAGGUGCUGAGCAACAGCUGUCGUCAACAUCGAUCUUUGACACCCUGCCUGCCAGCUACCGUCUCUAUGUGCAGCAUGCGCACAGUGCGCAGCCACACUUCCGCGAGGCAAGAGUGAAUGGCACGCUGUGGCUUACUGAAAGAUAUGCCGUUCCACAGGAUUUGCUUUGGACGCACUCACCCAUACAAUGGAUCCGCGUGGGCACAGGCUGGAAUUCCUCUGACCUGCAGUUCCAUGGUGCGGUCUCUGUCUUGAGCACCCUGGAGGCACAACAGGGACUUUGGGCAGCCUUCUACUGGCACCUCGGGCAACCAGCACGUCAUCUACAAAUCAGUUGGUCAAGCCCAAAUGGCCGGAGAAUAUGGGUUAACCAGGAGCUUCCAGCUUAUCAGCUUUUCAGCGUAGCGAAAGCUCCCCUACAAGGUGUGCCUGAAGCUGGGUGGUGGUUGGUGGAAGUCGCCACAGGUUAUCCUCAACCCGGCCUUCAAGAUACUCAGGCAAAGCUUCAGGUACGUGUUGUAUCUCGGCGCUUCUUCCUACAUGAUAGCAGCACGCCACAGGGUGACUUGACGCAGGCCAUCAAGGAGUUGUUCAGCUUCGUGAUCCCAGAUGUCAGGUGA